AUGCCGCGCUCCUUCCUGGUGAAAACGCACCCCAGCACCAGGGUCCCCAACUAUGGGCAGCUGGAGACGCAGAGAGAAAUCAAUGGUGCCUGUUCUGCCUGUGGGGGGCUGGUAGUGCCCUUCCUCCUCCCAGACAAGGCAGCCGCUCCCACACCCGGUGACACUGCCCAGCCCUGGGACCAUACUUCUGUCAUCACCUGCAUCUCCCUGCCCCUCCCUCGUAAUGAGGAAGCUCGGGGGACCUCUGAGCCAGACACCCUGGAAAUCAGCCCAGUGGAUCCUCGGGCUGGCCGAGGCCCUAGCAUACCUCUCAAAGACAGCCUGAACCACCUCAAUCUGCCCCCACUGCUGGUUCUCCCCAUGCGGUGGCCCCCAAACCUGGGCCCAGUUGGAGAUCAGGCUCCAGACAGACUGCUAGGGGCUGAGCAGGCCCCCUGCCCCGCAGGUGGCUUCCAGUGCAUCCACUGCCAUAAGCCCUACCACACGGUGGCUGGGCUGGCCAGGCACCGGCAGCUGCACUGCCAUCUGCAGGCUCAGCGCUGCUUCACCUGCAAGUACUGCGACAAGGAGUACGCCAGCCUGGGCGCCCUCAAAAUGCACAUCCGCACACACACGCUGCCCUGCAUCUGCGCCAUCUGCGGCAAGGCCUUCUCCAGGCCCUGGCUGCUCCAGGGACACAUCCGGACCCACACAGGGGAGAAGCCCUAUGCCUGCUCUCAUUGCAGCCGGGCCUUCGCGGACCGCUCCAAUCUCCGGGCCCACCUGCAGACACACUCCGACACCAAGAAAUACCAGUGCAAGAGCUGCGCCAAGACCUUCUCCCGCAUGUCGCUCUUGGCACGGCACGAGGAAUCUGGCUGCUGCCCUGGCCCCUGA
Molecule: messenger RNA, 876 nt
Organism: Pteropus alecto (black flying fox)
Lineage: Eukaryota; Metazoa; Chordata; Mammalia; Chiroptera; Pteropodidae
Gene: SNAI3
Product: snail family transcriptional repressor 3
Exons: 3
Coding region: 1-876 (291 amino acids)
Biological process (GO): regulation of DNA-templated transcription
Molecular function (GO): DNA-binding transcription factor activity, RNA polymerase II-specific; copper ion binding; RNA polymerase II cis-regulatory region sequence-specific DNA binding
Source: RefSeq, a predicted model, not a curated record